AUGCCUAACAAGAAAAGUAAAGUCAAAGGUCCUAAAGUAAAUACGAUCACCACUAGAGAAGGUGAAUCAGUUAAGAUCUUUGAAGACAUGAAUGAUUUCGGGACUUAUUUGAAAAAUGAAACAGAAGAUAAUGAAUUUGAUCAUGUUCAUUGCAAAUUGAAAUAUUAUCCACCUUUUAUUAUGCGUGGUGCUCAUGAUGAUCCUGAUAAGAUUAAAGACACUGCAAAUUGUCAUUCUCGGAAGUAUGUUCGUCAUUUGAAACAACAUGUAGAGAAACAUCUAUUAAAAGAUAUUGGACAAUCUUUACAGAAUCCAGAAUUGAGGUUUAAUAAUAAAUCGAAACAAGAAUCUUUUGAUACGGUCACCUGGAAAUACGAAGAUGAAACAGAAUUAAAUCAAAAAAAAUUUAAGAUCGAUGUUGAAAUUCGUUGUCAUAAUAAUGGCGCUUUGGUUGAUGUAGACUAUAAGACUGGUCCUAUUAUUUCUAAUAAUGAAGCACCAUCAGAAUCAAUCAUUUAA
Maudiozyma barnettii is the source of this 519-nucleotide messenger RNA. RefSeq names its product Rgi2p (gene RGI2). The transcript has a single exon. Gene Ontology annotation, biological process: energy reserve metabolic process. The record is from RefSeq and is a predicted model, not a curated record. NCBI's taxonomy places the organism in Eukaryota, Fungi, Ascomycota, Saccharomycetes, Saccharomycetales, Saccharomycetaceae. Bases 1 to 519 code for a protein of 172 amino acids.